Messenger RNA from Osmerus eperlanus (European smelt), 1225 nucleotides. RefSeq names its product glutamate receptor ionotropic, NMDA 2D-like. Gene Ontology annotation, cellular component: NMDA selective glutamate receptor complex; plasma membrane. Gene Ontology annotation, molecular function: NMDA glutamate receptor activity. Gene Ontology annotation, biological process: monoatomic ion transport; excitatory postsynaptic potential; long-term synaptic potentiation. The record is from RefSeq and is a predicted model, not a curated record. Lineage: Eukaryota; Metazoa; Chordata; Actinopteri; Osmeriformes; Osmeridae.
GUAGGUUGGUGGGAGAACGGCGUCCUGAGACUCCGUUACCCGGCAGGCUCUCGCUACGGCCCCUUCCUCCAGCCCCCGGACGACGCCCAGCACCUGCGCGUCGUCACGCUGGAGGAGCGGCCGUUCGUCAUCGUGGAGCCGGCCGAUCCCGCCUCCGGAACCUGCAUCCGCGACUCCGUCCCUUGCCGGAGACCUCUCAACGUCAGUGCAAUCCAGGAGGGCGAGACCGUUAAGAAACAAUGCUGCAAAGGCUUCUGCAUUGACAUCCUAAAGCGAUUGGCUAAGAUUGUGGGUUUUACCUAUGACCUCUACCUGGUGACCAAUGGCAAGCAUGGGAAGAAGAUUGAUGGAGUUUGGAACGGCUUGAUUGGAGAAGUGGUGUACAAGCGAGCAGACAUGGCCAUCGGCUCCCUGACCAUCAACGAGGAGCGCUCGGAGGUGGUGGACUUCUCCGUCCCCUUCGUGGAAACGGGCAUCAGCGUCAUGGUCUCCCGUAGCAACGGGACGGUGUCGCCCUCAGCUUUCCUGGAGCCCUACAGUCCAGCGGUGUGGGUGAUGAUGUUCGUCAUGUGUCUGACCGUGGUGGCUGUGACCGUCUUCAUCUUCGAGUUCCUCAGCCCUGUGGGCUACAACCGCAGUCUGCAGAGUGGCAAGAAGUCGGGCGGCUCCACCUUCACCAUAGGGAAGUCCGUGUGGCUGCUGUGGGCCAUCGUCUUCAACAACUCGGUCCCUGUAGAGAACCCUCGAGGAACCACCAGCAAGAUCAUGGUACUCAUCUGGGCCUUCUUCGCCGUCAUCUUCCUGGCCUCCUACACCGCCAACCUGGCCGCCUUCAUGAUCCAGGAGGAGUACAUAGACACCGUGUCUGGACUCUCCGACAAGAAGUUCCAGCACCCCACGGAGCAGUACCCCCCUCUGAAGUUCGGCACUGUGCCCAAUGGGAGCACGGAGAAGAAUAUCCGUUCCAACUACCCAGACAUGCACCAGUACAUGGUCAAAUACAACCGAGUGGAUCAGGCCCUAGUUCAACUCAAGACUGGGAAGCUGGAUGCUUUUAUCUAUGAUGCUGCUGUGCUCAACUACAUGGCUAGGAAGGAUGAGGGAUGUAAGGUGAUGACCAUCGUCGGGAAGGUGUUUGCUACCACGGGAUACGGCAUCGCCCUCCACAAGAACUCCCGCUGGAAACGACCCUUAGACCUGGCUCUGCUGCAACUGGUUGGAGACG